CAAAAAUGUUAACAUCCCCACACCCCCAAAUUCCCUUUCUUACCACGCAAACCCUAACCCUAGAUCUGCCACUUCAAAGGUAACUAAAAUCAUCUCAAUCUCUCCAUCAAUUCACACACAAAUUCACGCAACACAUCUGUAAUCCACUCCAUUAUCUCAUCAAUUUCAGUUUCAUCUUCUCAAAUCCACCGUAGAAAUCGACGGAGAUGAGUGGCAGCACCACGGUGGCGGUUGCGGCGGCGAGCGGCGGCGGAUUCUCCGGCUACCGGCCGCCGUUCACGCCGGUGCAGUGGCAGGAGCUGGAGCAUCAAGCGUUGAUAUAUAAAUACUUAGUUGCCGGUGUUCCGGUACCGUACGAUCUUGUUGUUCCGAUUAGAAGAAGCAUGGAAGCGUUAUCUGCUAGGUUUUUCAACAAUCCGAAUUCACUGGGCUAUUGUUCGUAUUACGGGAAGAAGUUCGACCCAGAGCCAGGAAGGUGUAGAAGAACAGACGGCAAAAAAUGGCGAUGUUCAAAAGAUGCACAUCCCGACUCCAAAUACUGCGAGCGCCACAUGCAUCGUGGCCGAAACCGUUCAAGAAAGCCUGUGGAAUCCCAAUCUCCGUCUCAGUCGUUGUCAACUGCGGUAUCGCGUGUCACCACCGUAAGCAGCACUGGUAGUGGUAAUAAUAGAAGUUACCAGAAUCUCGGCAAUAAUAGCUUCCAGAACUCACAUUUGUAUCCCACCUCAAAUUCCGGGAGUUUUGAUUUUGGGAGUAGUGCAUCAAAGUUGCAGGUGCAUGCUAGUGCCUAUGGGAUCAACAACAACAAUUAUAGGUACGAUCACGGGCUAACUGUCGACGUGGACGAUAGAAAUUACUCUUCCGGAGCUUCAAGUUCAAGGGGUCUAGCGAUAGAAUCGAAUGCAGACAGCACAUGGCGUCUCGUGUCUAAUCAAGUUCCCACAAGUUCGUUAAUGGAAUCAAGAAAUGACUCUUAUUUACAAACCAAAUCCCCACGACUAACCACGGUUAAUGCAUUUGAGCCUGUGAUUGACGCUACAUCAGCGUCAAAGCCAAGUCAACAGCAUUGUUUAUUUGGUAGCAAGAUUGAGUCGCCGGUUGAACCGAAACAUGAGCAGCACUUGAUGCGCCCGUUCUUUGAUGAGUGGCCGGAGGCUAGGGAACCAUGGUCCAGUCUUGAUGCGGCUAGUGGCAAGAACUCGUUUUCCACGACUCAGUUGUCAAUGUCGACGGCUCCUGAAUAUUCAACCGACUGCACCCCGAACGAUGCUUAAGAAUGGAUGGUGUUAUGAUGUGUGUAUUUGAUUGAUUAUGUUGUAUGAUCUUGGAGUUGAUGUAACUUGUGUCUAGCUGGCAUGUUGACUUUCGUGGUCUGCAGGUCAACGUAAAUUUAGUCAAACUGGUUGCUUUCUUGCUUGUUUAAGCAACUCUUUUUCAAAUAAAUGUUGUCUUUUUUGAACUGUACAUUAUUUGUGUUUAAGUGAGUCUUUACUUCUCUGGCCCUUUUGGGAUUA
Messenger RNA from Helianthus annuus (common sunflower), 1514 nucleotides. RefSeq names its product growth-regulating factor 5. Gene Ontology annotation, molecular function: ATP binding. The coding region runs from base 207 to 1274 and encodes 355 amino acids. The transcript has 4 exons. The record is from RefSeq and is a predicted model, not a curated record. Gene Ontology annotation, cellular component: nucleus. NCBI's taxonomy places the organism in Eukaryota, Viridiplantae, Streptophyta, Magnoliopsida, Asterales, Asteraceae. Gene Ontology annotation, biological process: regulation of DNA-templated transcription; developmental process; DNA-templated transcription.